Messenger RNA from Jatropha curcas, 986 nucleotides. RefSeq lists its product as uncharacterized. The record is from RefSeq and is a predicted model, not a curated record. NCBI's taxonomy places the organism in Eukaryota, Viridiplantae, Streptophyta, Magnoliopsida, Malpighiales, Euphorbiaceae.
UAUUUCAAUUCCCAAUUACAGGCACAAAAAAACCACUAAUGGAAGAAGCAAAACCAGCCCAGGAUCCACCAACCGAAAACCCGAAUCCAGACCCAAACCCGCCGGAGACAGCUCCUGCUCCCCCUUCACAAUCGCCACCACCAGCACCGGCGACGGUAGCUGCACCGCCGCCGCCGCCGCCACCACCACCACCUGCACCAGCAGCUGGUUCCCUUCCUCCCAAAACCAAGAAAAGACCGCUUGAGAGCUAUGUCCAAAUCCAAGAGUGCAGCUACUUCAAGAUGCGUGCUGUUCUCAAAGAUAUUCGUCCUCAUUUACUCGAGGUGCUUCGAACAGUGAACUUCCGAAGUUGUAAGGGUGCUGAUGAACUUCGAGAAAAACUAAAUCUACUCAUGGAAUUAUACAAGCAGAUGACUGCUGAAGCAGUCCCUGCAAAGAAGUCUAAGAAUGCACCUGAAGGACAGGAAUUAUCAAGUGAAAAUGGGGCUAGACAAAAACCCCAGGAGCAGCUCCAAGAUGUUAAGCCAGCAGAGCAGCCUCAAUCAGACCAGGUUUUUGCAAAACCAUCUGAAACUAAAGAGGCUACAGAUCUUGAGGAGCAAACGCGUUAUAUAGGGGGAUCUGCUUUUGGUUGGAACUUCAUCACCUUUUCAGGCAAUAAAUCAGUGUACUAUGGGAGAACAAAGGAAUCCUUCCGAGCUGCUCAAGAGGCUUUAUAGGGGGUAUCAGUUUUACCAGUAUUUUCUUCUUUCCAUCGAUGUUGUUAGUUUAAAGUAAAUAAUGCAUGAAUAGAACUCUGAGCCUCACCAAUUAUGUACGUGUAAUGGGGUUUUUUAGAUUUUAGCUGUUUUAGUUAUCUAAUUCUUGAUGGAAUGCAGUUAAAUUAGUGUAAUGGGGUUCUCUAGAUUUUAGCAGUUGUAACUGUGAAAUUCUCGAUAGAACGGUUGUGCAAUAAUAUCCAAGGUUUCCAAAGGAUUUACUGAUGA